AUGUGGCAUCAUGGCAAGGGCAACUCGUGGUGCGGCGGGCCGCCGCCCCCGUCGUUCCACGAGCCAUGGUUUGGCGGCUGGGAGGAAUUCCCGGAGGGAAACGCCCGAAGGGCAGCGGCUGCGGCAUCUGCCGAAAUGUCGGCGAGGAGGAUGGAUGAAAUGGAAAGGAGCGCAUCCAAGAGGAUGGAUGAGCUGGAAAGGAGGACGGCCACGCUUGAAGGGCAGGUCCAGGCGCUGAUGCUGUCUCAAUCGCCGUGGCUUCCGCCGAUACCGCCGCCCAUACCGCCCGGGCUCUCGUCUACCUUGCUCGGGCAAGGCAUGCCGGCGAAUGCUGCUGGCAAGGGGCCGUGCCCUGGUGGCGCAGACCCCACUGGGACAGGCCAGCAGGCACAGUCACAGCCCAUGCCGAAAUCGAGGCCCGGCUCGGUAGGGCAAAUGAAUCGGCUGCAGACGCAGCCGCCACAGACGGCGUCGCCGCCGCAGACGGCGCCGCAGCAGACGGCGCCGCAGCAGACGGCGCCGCAGCAGACGGCGCCGCAGCUGACGGCGCAGCGGCAGCCGCAGCGCCAGCCGCAGGAGCUGCCGCCAGGCACGUCCCCGGAAGAGCGGCGAGCAGGACCUGUGCGCCAACCCGUCACGCCGCCCAAGGCCACGCAGCCGACAACCACCCGACGCCGGGGUCGCGAGGAGGAGGAGGACGACAAGUCUGAUGAGAGAGCGGAGCUGCCGCCCAUGCGGUAUGAUGCACCCUUUCCAGGGGAAGCGCCGCGGCGGCCACCAAGGUCACUGGGCCCGGAGCAGCAGGACCAGGCAAGGCCCGCGGAGAGAGCGACGGAUUGGAAGACGACCCGAGACUCGCAAGACGCCUCUGGGAUAGUUCAAGCAGUGCAUGGGCGCGGCUGGGACACGGAUGAGGACUACUACCAGGACCACCGUGGCAAGCGGCAGAAGACGUCCCGGCACCGCCACUAA
Symbiodinium natans is the source of this 972-nucleotide messenger RNA. The record is from the annotation of a GenBank genome assembly. NCBI's taxonomy places the organism in Eukaryota, Dinophyceae, Suessiales, Symbiodiniaceae.